UUCUGAGCUGCUGCUCCAGCAGAACGACACUUCCCAGCUCAAUAAAGGGAUGAAGCUCAAUUAGCAUUUCACAAGUCCCGUUCCCCCUCCGCCGCGGCCUUCCCCGUGGAGCCCAUGGUUUUCUGGGGAUUGUCCUGUUUUGGUUCCUUGUUGCGGUUGGCAGGGUGACAGUAUUCGAGUGUGCAAACUUGUGCCAUUGUCCUCUGGCCAGAGGGAGCCAUGGAGACCCCAUAAUAUGACACAGGAAAAUGUUUGCUGAUGGCAAUUCUAUGGGCUUUGUCCGAGUCUUUUUUCCUUCAUGACGACUCGAUUUAAGUCUCUAAAUGUUUGACUACAAAUGCAGGAGUGCUAUCCAGCUCCUUCCCCUUUGUCCCGCCAGGUUUGAAUGAGUAAUUCAGCCUUUGUGUAGCUCGAUUGAGGGGGCAAACAGAAAGACAAGAUUCUUGAGCGUUCAAGCCCCUUUCCAUGGUUAUGCGCUCUUUAGAUCCCCCCACCGCCACCAAAUCCUACAGCUGACAUCAUGUGGAAGGCAUUAAACCUCAACUUUAACCCCUGCAACAGGAAGUUAAAGCAUGUCCAAUACGAUGUAUUUCAUUUAUGUUGAAUUAUUUUGCGUAAAAGGAGCAGAGUUAGAAGCGGUUUUUUGGGGGGGUAAAUAUUGCGUUUCCAGGGCUGGGCUUUCCAGAUCUCCAUGGCAGCAAUUUGCGCUGGUGAAGAAUUUGAUACCAAGGCGCUUGGAGACUGAUUGGAGUGCAUUGUGAGGGGUCUGGGGUCGCUGAUUGGUUCAAGGAAAGGAGCAUAACUACAAAGGGUUUAUAUUCAUUCAGCUUCUUGAAGUACCUCUGCAGUCUGGAGGGAAGCUUCAACUAAAACGAUUGUGUCAGUGGAUUAUGGUUCAUAUUUCUACAAUGGACUCAUGAAGUGAGCCAAAUAGCUUCUGGAGAAGAUGUCAAGCGCAGACAGCGAAGUUAAAACUUUACUCAACUUUGUAAAUUUGGCGUCCAGUGACAUCAAGGCGGCUCUGGAUAAGUCGGCUCCCUGCAGGCGCUCCGUGGAUCACCGGAAAUACCUACAGAAGCAACUCAAACGCUUCUCACAAAAGUUCUCCAGAGUCCCGAGAGGUCAAUCUCUCACUUCUGCGGACUACAGGUGCGCCAGAGGAGCUGAGCGUCAAAGGGCGACUGCGACGGAUCAGGCCAGCUCCGAUGCGCAACAUGCGCAGAGCAUCGGCGGCUUAAUGGACCAGGUGCCGAUGCGGAAACGACAACUACCAGCGUCGUUUUGGGAGGAACCCAGGCUAACCAAAGCCAGGAGAGACAAACCCUUUUUGGAUUUGAGAAGAAGCAGCAGCUCGGGGACAUCUGAUGGCGGCGAGAAUGAAAAGAGGAGAAGGAGUCAGGAGGACGCGCAAAAAACCGCAAACUCCUCAUCCAGCAGGCGCAGCUCUGCGGAAAAAGAAGUGCUGAAACUGGAUCUGACUUCACAUCGCUCCGUGAGUUUCUGCAGCUGCUGCCCCUUCCAGUUCCAAGGACAUCAGGUCCUCCACAGCCAGAUUGUUGUUCCUCAUCCUCCCUUUGGUCUGUGGAGCAAGGCAGCAGAGCCGCAAAGGUCCGAGCAUCCGUACGGACAGAAACUCCACACGCACGUUGUGGUGAAACCGAUACCGACCAAGGCCACGGCGCAGUCUCCGAUCUUCAGCGUGUUUGGGUUCAUUUAAUCUGCUCGUCACAUGAGGAUGCGGUGCCGUUAGUAAAGUUACGGACACAAAUUAACAGAAAUAAUUUGGGUCAUUUAGCCUGUUACGAGAGAAACAAUUUCAUUUUUUGUCAUUUUUGCCACUUUUUAAAAAAAUUAUUUAGAAUGUUACUGUUUCAAGCUAAAUAUUCUGUUGAGAGCUAAAUAUUUAGCUCCAAACUUAAAAGCUAUCUUGCUAACUAAUUAGCUCAGAGGUACCUAUUUAGCUCUGAUUUAACUAGCUAGACAGCAAACUAAAUAUUUAGCUAGCCCAGAGCUAAAUAUUUAGCUGGUAUGCAAAUUCACUUGCCAGUAGGUGGAAGUGUCUGUCAAAGUAAAAGUUGGGUUUGCUGACGUUUGAACUAGCUAAAUAUUUAGUUUGCUAGCUAAAUGUUUAACUCGGAGCUAUUUAGUUAGCAAUCUAAAUAUUUAGUUUGGAAAUAAAUAUUUAGCUAGCUCAGAGUUAGAUAUUUAGCUAAUAUUCGAAUAAACUUGCCAAUAGAUGGAAGUGUCUGCCAAAAUAAAAUCUGGGUCUAGCUAGAUAUUUAACUUGCUAACUAAAUGUUUAACUCUGAGCUGAAUAUUUAUUUUUGAGUUAAAUAUUUAGUUUGCAAGGUAAAUAUCUAGCUAAAAAUAAAUAUUUAGCUUUAGUUAGCAAGCUAAGUAUUUAGUUUGGAGAUAAAUAUGUAGUUAGAAGCUAAAUAUUGAUUCAGAGCUAAAGACAAAGCACUCAGAGCUAAAUAUUUAGGUUGCUAACUAAAUAUUUAAUUUGCAUAUCUAAAUAUUUUUGCUUCAAAUACGAUAAAUUAACAUUUACUUUAGUUGUAAAGUAAAUAUUUGGCUUGCUAAAUAUAUGUUUUAAAUAUUUAGUUGAAACUGACAUUUAUAACAGAAUGAAUAACAUGGUAAAAAUAUAACUUUAAAAAACUAACCUCCAAUUUUUUCUCUUAGACUAAAUAAGCCAAAUUAUUGCUGUUAAUUUUUGAGUUUGUAUCUUUACAAACGCCACCCCAUAAAUGAAAAGGUGAAACUGUGAGCUUUGUGGCGUGUUUAUGCUUUUUCUCUUGUAUUUUGAAAACCGGACACUUCUUUAAGCACUUACUAGAAUGCUGCAUAUAUUUGUGAUGUUUAAGCCUAAAGGAAUAAAUUGCACUUUUCCAAUAAACUAAUCAGCUUCA
This is a messenger RNA of Gambusia affinis (western mosquitofish), 2912 nucleotides long. RefSeq names its product protein FAM181A-like. Lineage: Eukaryota; Metazoa; Chordata; Actinopteri; Cyprinodontiformes; Poeciliidae. The record is from RefSeq and is a predicted model, not a curated record. The transcript has 2 exons. Bases 947 to 1717 code for a protein of 256 amino acids.